Messenger RNA from Quercus lobata, 1129 nucleotides. RefSeq names its product proteasome subunit beta type-5. Gene Ontology annotation, molecular function: threonine-type endopeptidase activity. The coding region runs from base 55 to 876 and encodes 273 amino acids. The record is from RefSeq and is a predicted model, not a curated record. Gene Ontology annotation, cellular component: proteasome core complex; cytoplasm. The transcript is spliced from 8 exons. NCBI's taxonomy places the organism in Eukaryota, Viridiplantae, Streptophyta, Magnoliopsida, Fagales, Fagaceae.
UCUGCUUCGUCUUCGUUGUCUUCUUCAUCAAGAAAAAAAAAAGUUUACAAAAUCAUGAAGCUUGAUACUAGUGGUCUUGAAUCAACUGCCCCGCUCUUUGGGUCUCUGAGCAGUGGGAUUCAUGAUGAGAUUUCUGCCGCCCCAUCUUUUGCGCUUCCUAAUACUAUCAAUUUUGAUGGAUUCCAGAAAGAGGCUAUACAGAUGGUGAAGCCAGCAAAGGGAACCACCACGCUUGCGUUCAUAUUCAAAGAGGGUGUCAUGGUUGCUGCUGAUUCUCGAGCUAGCAUGGGAGGCUAUAUCUCAUCACAGUCUGUAAAGAAAAUCAUUGAAAUCAAUCCUUACAUGCUUGGCACUAUGGCUGGAGGAGCUGCUGACUGUCAGUUUUGGCACAGAAAUCUGGGCAUUAAGUGCCGAUUGCACGAAUUGGCAAACAAGCGCAGAAUUUCAGUUACAGGAGCAUCAAAGCUGUUGGCAAACAUUCUGUACUCUUACCGUGGAAUGGGUCUGUCUGUUGGGACCAUGAUUGCUGGAUGGGAUGAGACGGGUCCUGGCCUAUAUUAUGUGGACAGUGAAGGAGGAAGGCUCAAGGGAACACGAUUUUCAGUUGGAUCUGGUUCACCCUAUGCUUAUGGUGUCCUGGACAAUGGUUACCGGUAUGAUAUGUCAAUCGAAGAAGCUGCAGAGUUGGCUAGAAGGUCUAUUUAUCAUGCAACAUUCCGUGAUGGUGCCAGUGGUGGAGUUGCUAGCGUUUAUUAUGUGGGACCUGAUGGAUGGAAAAAGCUCUCUGGUGAUGAUGUUGGAGAACUUCAUUACCACUACUAUCCAGUUAUGCCGAGCACAGUGGAACAGGAAAUGGUUGAAGUAACUGGGCAAUAAAGCUCUUGCUGAACUUGGACUCUGCUAUAGAUGUUCUCUCCGUAAGAGAUGGAUUCCAAGAUAUGCUUACAAGGCCUAAAAUCCUUUAAGCAUAUGCAUUUCCAGUUGGUCUUUGAAACAAUUUAUAGAUAGACUUGUCUUUAAGGUUAUCACUUAUCUGAGCCCAAUGAUUCAUGGCUGUGUAGUUUUGUUGGGCAGACUAUUGUUGCUGAUUGUUCCAAAGUUUUAAUUAAUUCUAUUUGGUUUUACCAUA